UUUUCUGUAUUCAUAAACCUUAUCUUCUUUCAUUCAUCAAUGGCUUCCUCUGCUUGUUCUCUCCAUUUUCUAUCUCUUUCAACCAACAAUCUUUCUCUUUCAAACUCAAGGCCCGGCGCCGCACCACUACCUCUCGCUUCUCCUACCGUUGGAGCAAAUUUGAAACCUUUAUCACUUUCUUAUUCAUUUCUUCGUCCAUAUGAGGCUGUAUCUUCUCGUUUCUCUCGGAAGGUUGCGAUGUCAUCUGAUUUAGAUGUUGAUGAACAUGUUAAUGAUGAUAGAAGGUCAUCUUUCUCUCCCGACCUUAAACUUUUUGUGGGUAACUUACCGUUCAACGUGGAUAGUGCUACUCUUGCUGGCUUGUUUGAACAAGUUGGUAACGUUGAAGUUGUUGAGGUUAUAUAUGACAAGAUGACUGGAAGAAGCAGGGGAUUUGGGUUUGUAACAAUGUCUACACCUCAGGAGGUUGAGGCAGCAGCUAGACAGUUUAAUGGCUAUGAACUUGAGGGAAGACCAAUUAGAGUGAAUGCAGGUCCUCCACCUCCCAAAAGGGAAAGGGAAGGGGAAUCCUCUUUCAGAUCUCCAAGGAGUGGAGGUGGUGGUUAUGGUGGUGGUGGCGGUGGUGGUUAUGGUGGUGGUGGUUAUGGUGGUGGUGGUGGUGGCGGUUAUGGUGGUGGUGGUGGAGGUGGUGGUUAUGGAGUAAGUAAUGAUAGCUCCAAUAGGCUAUAUGUUGGAAAUCUUUCAUGGGGGGUUGAUGAAUCUGCUCUUGAAAGCUUGUUUAGCGAGCAAGGAAAGGUGUUGGAGGCUAAGGUUGUUUACGAUAGAGAAAGUGGGAGGUCAAGAGGAUUCGGGUUCGUGACCUAUGGCUCUGCAAAAGAGGUCAACAAUGCAAUCGAUUCAUUGAAUGGAGCUGACCUCAAUGGACGUUCUAUCCAAGUUAGUGUGGCUGAAUCCAGGCCAAAGCGUCAAUUUUGAGUAAUGGGGUCUUAUCGGACUGGUAGUUAACUAUGUUAAAAAGGCUAUUUUGGACUCAAACAAUCGUGAAUUCGGAAACAAUGCUUCUUUGGACAUGAUUGCGGCAAUAUGUAGUGACUUUUAUCAAGACAAUUAAGUGUUUAUGAUUUGAAUGAAAAUAUAGUAAUGUAUGAUGCUGCAUGAACUGUCUGUUGUAGUAGAUUGAGUUGAGAGUAGACUAGUUAUAGCCUAGCUCAGCUAGGUUUAAGAGCAAAGAAAUUGAGUUCAAUGUCAGCUUUUUUUUUUUUGUAAUUUUGUUGAAUUUUGAUUUCAUGCAUUUUAAUUAAAAUCAACUAUUUUGUU
Impatiens glandulifera is the source of this 1317-nucleotide messenger RNA. Its product is annotated as RNA-binding protein CP29B, chloroplastic-like. The transcript is spliced from 5 exons. Gene Ontology annotation, cellular component: cytosol. The record is from RefSeq and is a predicted model, not a curated record. Bases 40 to 975 code for a protein of 311 amino acids. NCBI's taxonomy places the organism in Eukaryota, Viridiplantae, Streptophyta, Magnoliopsida, Ericales, Balsaminaceae. Gene Ontology annotation, molecular function: mRNA binding.